CAGUUAGACCAGCUCCACGACAUCUGUGUUGGUAUCCAAAUCCCCUUUGUUAUUUUAGGCGAUUUUAAUACGACUCUCCAUGAGAGUGAGAAGGAUGGGGGGAAUCAAUGGAAUGCUGCACAAGCUCUAAGUCUCCGUAACCUUAUCCAGAAUUUGGGCCUUCUGGACCCUGGGUUCCAGGGGGACCAAUUCACUUGGACCAAUAAACGGAUGGGGGCGGCCUGUGUUAGAGAGAGGCUGGAUCGAGGACUCUGUUCACAAUCAUGGCGUGACCGUUUCCCUGAUACUUUGGUCAAGCAUUUUACGGAUCAGGGAUCGGACCACCGGGCGCUCCUCCUCUCUGAUAAACCCUAUAUUCGGAAUAGUCGCCCUCUAUUCCGUUUUGAUGCUCGAUGGGCGGAUAACCCGGAGGUGAAGGCCAUGGUUUCUUAUAUUUGGCAGGAAGAUAUCCAGGGCACCCCGAUGUUUCGCCUUUGGGAGCGCCUAAAGAAGUUGCGUCAUUUAUUGUAUGAUUGGAGUCGAGCAGGAACCACUAAUUUCCUGCGGAAUAUCAGAACUCUCCAAAGUGAGAUUGAGCGGCUUAAGUUGAUGCAUCCAAUCGAUUGGGAUGCGGUUCGGUGUCUGGAAGCGGAGUUAACAAGGCAGUGGGAUGCGGAAGAAGUAUACUGGCAGCAAAAAUCUAGAGUCCACUGGUUGAAGAAGGGUGAUAAGAACACGUCAUACUUCCAUACAGUCACUAGAACGCGUCGAAAGCGGAAUUUUGUGGCAGGCCUAAGAGAUGAGAAUGGCGAGUGGGUUACUGAUGAAAAGGGUAAAGCGGAUAUUGCUACCAGUUUCUAUGACCAUUUGUUCACUUCGGAGAAUAAUGUUAUUAAUAUGGGGGAGCGUGUUGCUGCUUUGCCUAUCGCCCGUAGUGUUACUCAAGAGAUGAAUGCGGGCCUGACGGCUGCUGUCCUCCCGGAAGAGGUGCGUAAAACUGUUUUCGCAAUGGGUGCUAAGCAAGCCCCCGGGUCAGAUGGGUUCACGGGAAAGUUCUUUAAGGCCUUUUGGGGUAUUGUGGGGGACUCGGUGGUUGACGCAGUCUGCUCUUUCUUUACGACGGGUAGGAUGCUCCGUAGCUUCAACCACACAUGGCUCACGUUGAUCCCUAAAGUGGAUAAUGUUGAAUCCAUGAGGCAGUUACGCCCAAUAAGUUUAUGCCAAUUUGUGUAUAAAAUCAUAACUAAGAUCUUGGCUGAACGAUUGUCGGGUCUCUUAUCUAACAUUGUUUCUUCGAGCCAGAACGCUUUCAUUCGGGAUCGCCAAAUUGUUGAGAAUAUCCUCCUUGGGCAUGAGUUAAUGCAUUACUUGAAAACCAAAAAGCAAGGCAAGAAGGGGUACAUGGCUCUUAAGGUUGACAUGGAAAAGGCCUAUGAUAGAGUCGAAUGGCCGUUUCUUCUUGCAAUUUUGGACAAGAUGGGUUUUAACCCAGUGUGGCAGGGGUGGAUAUAGGAGUGUCUCCGGUCUUCAUCGUUCUCUGUGCUGAUGAAUGGUACUCCAUCUGGGUUCUUCAAACCAUCGCGAGGAUUGCGGCAAGGUGAUCCCUUAUCCCCUCUUCUUUUUUUGCUUUGCACUGAGGGGUUUGCGGCUCUCUUGGUAAAGCAAUUGAGGAUAAGAGAUUGGCAGGGGUAAAGGUGGCACCGCGUGCCCCCCGUAUCUCGCAUUUAUUCUUUGCCGAUGAUUCUAAUUUGUUCCUGCGGGGCACGCUGCAGGAGUGUGAGAAUUUGAUUGCAUUACUUAAUGAAUAUGAGGAAAUAAGUGGGCAGCGCGUUAAUUUGGCUAAAUCAGCGGUUUGUUUCAGUAAGAAUGUUGUUGUUCCAGACCAGGAGUUCUUAGCUGCGAUUUUGGGUGUCGGAGCUGUUGGGGUGCAGGAUAAAUAUCUGGGCCUUCCUACGUUGAUUGCUCGCUCUAAGAUGGAGACCUUUCGGUAUUUGGAGAGAAGCUGUUGGAAAGGCUCCAGGGGUGGAAACGAAGGACCUUGUCUUGGGCAGCGAAGGAGACUCUGAUUAAAUCUAUUGCCUUGGCUUUACCGUUGCAUGUGAUGUCCUGUUUCAAGAUGCCUCUCUCGUUGUGUCGCCUUCUGGAUAAACAUGUUGCUCGUUUUUGGUGGGGUGAUGAGGAGGGGCACUCGAGAAUCAGGUGGAUGGCCUGGCGAGAUAUGUGCAAGAGUAAGCAUGAGGGAGAUAUGGGCUUCCGUCGGUUUGAGCAGUUCAAUCAAGCCCUUUUAGCCAAAAUCGGCUGGCGAAUCUUAGUUGAGCCUCAAUCUCUUCUAGCUCAAGUCUAUAAGGGCAAGUACUUACCCUCUGGGCAUUUCCUUAAUGCUAAAGCUAGGUCGCGCCCAUCUUGGGGAUGGCAAAGCAUAUUGUAUGGUCUAGAUUUAUUGGAUAUGGGUCUCAGAUGGCAGAUUGGAAAUGGGCAUUCGACGUCCCUUCUUCGCUCCCCCUGGAUUCCUCAACUGCAGCUCGAUCCCCCGAGGUAUAACCCGGUGGUGUUACCAGAAGGGGGAGAUCCUACUGUAGUGGAGGUAAUCUGUCAAGGGGAAGGCCGGUGGUGUGAUCGCAAGCUCAACCAGUGGUUUGAUCCACCUACUUGUCGUAUUAUAAAAAUUAUUCCCCUUCCCAGGCAGAAUAUUGAAGAUAAACUAAUUUGGCACUU
Linum trigynum is the source of this 2694-nucleotide messenger RNA. NCBI's taxonomy places the organism in Eukaryota, Viridiplantae, Streptophyta, Magnoliopsida, Malpighiales, Linaceae. The record is from the annotation of a GenBank genome assembly.